GACUAUAUUAUUCCCUAUGCGUUGCCCUUAGUUAUGGCUGGCGUUUCAGUUCUUGAGUGAGUGAGGCAUGCCGGGAAGGGAGUGACGUCACCAGAUCUGAGAGUGAGUAGCGUGGUGUACACCGGGUGGUGCCGCCGUCAUGUAUAAGAUCGAGCCGUAUAACAGCGGAGACAUCAAGGUGGAUCUGCCCAGCUGCAUGUACAGCCUGCCCAACCUGCACCAGCCCCCCUGCGGGCACCACGAGCAGGAUGGAGCCGACCCUGCACUUCAGGCCCUAGAGUCCAGACAAGAAGACAUCCUAAAGCGACUGUAUGAGCUGAAAGCUGCUGUGGACGGCCUUUCUAAAAUGAUCCAGACCCCAGAUGCAGAUCUUGAUGUGACGGAAAUCAUUCAGGCAGAUGAGAGCGCAACCUCAGCCCCCCGCAGAGCUGACCUGGACUGUAUACUAGGAAAGGACUAUGGUGCGCUGAGAGAUAUUGUCGUCAAUGCAAAUCCCUCUUUGCCUCCACUUUCCCUGCUGAUCCUGCACGGUCUAUUGUGUGAGAGAUACCAGGUGCUGUCUGCGGUUCACACUCACUCGUCCGUCACAAACAUCCCGGAGCCGCUGCUGAAGUGCUUUGGAGACCAGGUCAAUAAGAAGUCCCGGCAGGACUAUCAGCUUGGCUUCACCCUCAUAUGGAAAGAUGUGCCCAAACCACAGAUGAAAUUUAGCAUUCAAAAUAUGUGUCCAAUUGAAGGAGAAGGCAAUAUCGCCAGGUUCCUGUUCUCACUGCUGGGCGACACGUUUAAUGCAGUUACCGCUACUCUUAUUGACAGCUGGGUGGAUAGUGCCAUUUUUCAGAUGAGAGAAGGGAGCAGCAAGGAAAAAGCUGCGGUUUUGAGGGCAAUGAACUCUACCUUGGGCAAGACUCCCUGGCUGGUAGGGAAUGAACUGACAGUCGCAGAUAUUGUGAGCUGGUGCGCCAUUCAGCAAUCUGGAAAUACCACCUCUGUCCCGGCAAAUGUGCUGAAGUGGAUGAAGUCUUGUGAGAACCUCCCCUCCUUCAAUACUGUGCUUAAAUUAUUAUAGUUGAAUGAGUUCUGUUAAGGUUUAGUAUCUGCGGUGCAGAUCCCUAAUGGCAUAACCAAGGAGGUGUACGGUACUGGCUUUUUUUUUUUAAUCUUCAGCAUGUAUACAACUUUCUGGUUCCCUGUAAGCCAGCAUUAAAUUGGUUAAUUGUAUUGAUACACAGUAACUAUAAUAAACAUUUUAACAAUGG
Messenger RNA from Hyla sarda, 1259 nucleotides. RefSeq names its product aminoacyl tRNA synthetase complex interacting multifunctional protein 2 (gene AIMP2). The record is from RefSeq and is a predicted model, not a curated record. Gene Ontology annotation, cellular component: aminoacyl-tRNA synthetase multienzyme complex. The transcript has 4 exons. The coding region runs from base 140 to 1069 and encodes 309 amino acids. Lineage: Eukaryota; Metazoa; Chordata; Amphibia; Anura; Hylidae.